This is a messenger RNA of Trichomonas vaginalis G3, 690 nucleotides long. Its product is annotated as UV excision repair protein RAD23 family. Gene Ontology annotation, biological process: proteasome-mediated ubiquitin-dependent protein catabolic process. The coding region runs from base 1 to 690 and encodes 229 amino acids. The record is from RefSeq and is a predicted model, not a curated record. NCBI's taxonomy places the organism in Eukaryota, Parabasalia, Trichomonadida, Trichomonadidae. Gene Ontology annotation, molecular function: proteasome binding; polyubiquitin modification-dependent protein binding; ubiquitin binding. The transcript has a single exon. Gene Ontology annotation, cellular component: nucleoplasm; cytosol.
AUGCAUUUGCUCUGCCGCUCUAUUAGUGGAAAGAUUACCGACCUUGACGUGAAUGAUAGCAUAACAAUCAAACAAGUUAAAGACCAAAUUGCUCUAAUCAAAGGUUUAGAAUCUCAAUUUUUCUCAUUAUUCUACAAAGCAUCAUUACUUUCAGAAAAUACGAUAUUAUCCGAAUUAAAUAUCAAACCAAAUGAAUAUCUCUUGAUUUACAACUUACCACACGAAAAAAUUCAAAAUUUAAUUUCAAAAAGAGAAAUUCCAACACCGAAAGUACAACACAAGAAAUCUAAUAUACCUCCACGCUCCUCUGUAAAGAAACCAAAGAAUUAUGAAAAAAUGAUCUCAAAAUUAGAAAAUCUUGGAUUUGAAAAAGAAAAAUGUAUCAAGGCACUUAUAGCAUCUAGCUAUAAUGUUGAUCGAGCUGCAAAUUAUUUAUUUGAUGAUUCAAUUCCAGAAAUUGGCGAUUUUGACGAAAAACAGUUUGAAGAAGAUUUUAACAAGAUUACUGAAAUUCCAGUUGACGCACCAGCUGAUAUUAUGCAUUUCAAACCAGAAUUCCAGGAAAAUGAUAUUGAAAUUCUUAAUCAUUUGAUUUUGGAAGGCUUCAAUAAAAAGGAUGCUGUACAGAUAUAUAUGGCUUGUGGUCAGGAUAUAAUUCUUGCUAGAAACUUGUUACUUUCUUUUGUUUGA